Molecule: messenger RNA, 2043 nt
Organism: Aspergillus pseudoviridinutans
Lineage: Eukaryota; Fungi; Ascomycota; Eurotiomycetes; Eurotiales; Aspergillaceae
Exons: 2
Coding region: 1-2043 (680 amino acids)
Biological process (GO): protein polyubiquitination
Molecular function (GO): protein binding
Source: RefSeq, a predicted model, not a curated record
AUGGAAAACCUCCCCGUAGAGAUUCUUUCCAAGAUUAUCGAUUAUCUCACACCGGUCGAGCAGGUCCAGCUUCAAGCUGUCUCGAAGCGGUUCUUUGCUCUAGCGCGUGAUAACACACGAUGGAGACUUCACUGUUACGAGGAAUCAUGGGCUGCGUCAGAAGCUGCCCGCCAGAGCCGGAGUACUUCAGAAAGCUUGCAUGCGAGGUCCACAGCGCCCCUGGGCUCAUUAGGGCAGACGUCGCUCCUCUCCUUGAUUCAACCACAGCAUAGCCUUUUGAAUGGGGGUUCAUCGAAUCAGACUGGCCAGAACGAAGCACAGAAUCCGUCAUUUGCUGAGCGAGCGAGAGCGGCGGCAGCGUGGGACCCCUCGUAUGAGGGAGAGGAUGUCGACUGGUACUCUGAAUAUAUCGCACGACAUGGACCCAUGUCGUUCAGUUGGUUGCAGCAACCAUUCACGAAGAAAAGUCAGGGGGUGAGGAAGAUUUACCGUGAGGUUAAGGGCAUGGGGCUGCUUCGGGAUUGGAGCUCGGCGAGACAGAACAAGGUGGUAGCUCCGCUUGACGAUGGGAGUGUCUGCAUCUGGGACCUGAAUCAUUCCCAUUCCAUCGAUUCACAAGCGACAAAAGGCAGAGUCCUUGGAGUCAGUGACCCGGGGAUCUUGAUGGCAGAUCUGUCUAAAAGACGGGAUCCUGCCUCGCGGUCAGCAUUAGAGUUUAUCAACCUGGGCCAGAGUGUCAGCGUUGACUCUAUACGUCGGAGGGCUUACAUGGCCGUCGGAAAUGCGUUGAAUGAAGUCGACCUUGAAACGCUUCAGGUGAUUUCGCAGCAGCGUUAUCCUUGGUCCAUCUUCGCCUUGUCUCAGGAAACAGACUACUCCGUUCCGCUCACGGUGGCCACCACCCUGAGUAUUCACAUACACGAUUCUCGAUUAUCAGCCUCCGAGGAAGAGGCGGCCAUCAAUCUACGCUGUGAAGAGCCAGUCACUGCGUUAGUGCCGGAUUCCCAAGUCUAUGCACGUCCGGAUUCCCCGCUUCUACAACUCCAGCCUGAUGGUCGGCCUCCCUACCGUAUACGUAGCCCUGAUCCCUCGCAAAAGGGGGCGGACUAUGCACCUCUCUUCCAGCCUGGCCCUUUAUCGCUCUUACACCCUCCCGCACCGCAUGUGAAUACGAUUCUUCUUGCAGGCCGCUUCCCGAGCAUACUGCAAUAUGACAGGCGGUUCUUCCCUCGGCUACAGAACACGGUACAUUCAGGUGGCCGUCUCUGCGGCCUUACUUCUAUGCCUGCUCCCCAUUUUCCUGUAUCAUCAGGCUCGACGUAUCCACAGUCACAUAAAGUGGUAGCCUGUGGUGAAUACAAGGGAAGAGGGUCACUCGAGCUUUAUGAUCUAACACCCUCAUCUCUCAGCAGCGGAGACAGUCCGUCGGAAAUGUCUUCGAGUAUGAAUUCUGUAUAUCAAAACCGUCAAAGUGCCGCGAGAUCGAAGGUCCUCUCUGUUGAGUCGCACGGGACUCGCGUCGUCUACUCGGACGCUGAGGGUAAUAUCAAGUGGGUCGAACGCGACGGUCGUGUCGACGUUCGCCGCUUCAAUCUCAACUCCUAUCUACAGCAGGCCGCAGGCCAGAAAAACCGACAAUCACGCUUCGGAGCUUCAGACGCAGUCGCCCUGGACGAGGAAGAAGAAGAGGAAGACGGCGCCUCCGGGCUCUGGCGAAGCGUUUUCCGAUCUCAGACUGACGGUGAAGUUGCUCGCAAGAUCUUGCCUACCGGUGGAAACUUGACAGGGGAUGAGCUCCUCGUCUGGACAGGAGAGCGAAUUGGCCGUGUUAUGCUCUCCACCUCUUCCGCUGACAAUCAGGGUGAAGAAGACGGCGAUGACGAGAUGUCUAUUGAUGGGGACCUGGACGACUCUGCUCGCGAAGAACUGCGAAGUAGAAGACGAGAGCAUCUGCGACAGGAACGGGAGUACGCUCGAAGGAUGCGCAGAGCGCUGGAAAGGCAGGCGGACGAAGUCCGGCGAAUGGGGGGAUUCGGACUGUGA